Molecule: messenger RNA, 2937 nt
Organism: Nerophis ophidion (straightnose pipefish)
Lineage: Eukaryota; Metazoa; Chordata; Actinopteri; Syngnathiformes; Syngnathidae
Gene: clic5b
Product: chloride intracellular channel 5b
Exons: 6
Coding region: 1243-2634 (463 amino acids)
Source: RefSeq, a predicted model, not a curated record
GGGGCUGUAAAAUGUUCAGGCACCACACGAUUCGAAUCGCUUCGGUUUUCAAUUCAAUAUUUUAAUAAACAAUAAGCUACAAUCAUUAAAAUCAUAACCAAUAAAGGCUUGCCAUAUCUCACUUUGCAUGUAAGAGUUAAAAUCACAUUUCACUAAAUGUUAGUCAUGUGUAAUUUCCACAUUUUUUUUUGUUAAAUUCUACUGAAGAAUACAUUUAUUUUUUUAAAAUUACCUUUUUUUCCUUCCAUGCUAUGUAUGUGGCUUUGAAAGGUCAUGUUACCUCUGAACUCAACAUAAUGGAGGCUAAUUCAUUUUUUUUCCCCCAAAAUAAAAUCAAUAAGAAAACCGUUAAGGAACCGAAACGUUAGGCGGAAUCCAACGUGGAACCAGAAAAAUCUUAUCACUUCCCAUUCCUAGUGACAUUUUACAUGCAAUUCUUUACGCAAAUUGGGACCCCACACAAAUCCAGGGCCCUUUGCACAGCGUGUUAUCUGCCUACAGGGAGGGGUUGUCCUGUACACAUGAGGGGCAAAGACAUGUAAGAAGCAUGUUAAAUUUUGUAAACUGAAAUAAGCAUUGGAAACAAUAAAAAAGUUGGCACUUGUGCGGGUAGCUUGAUGCUAACAUAUAAUGGACAAUCCCAUUGACAGGCUCACAUAAAUUAGCAUUGUGAUCAUUUUUAACUCUUAAAAAUGUGUAUUCAGUGAAAUUUGAAGUGAACAAAUUUUACAUAAAAUAACAUAUUAACUGGCAUAUACUCCCCAAACUGUGGAAUUGAAGCGAUGACUGCUGACUUUGUGCUAAACGAGCUCGGCGAGUCUGCUACUCUGCACUGUGUGCUGACUGGCUACGAAAGCUGUUGCCUCAAACCUCAAACAUAUGAAAUUCUUUAACAAAUAACACAACCGAUGAGAUCAUCACAUUUGCCUUUACAAAGAUAAUAUUCUCAUUUCUGUUUAAAAACAGUGGUUUAAGUUGGCCUACGUCAUUCUACUGUGGCUACAAAUUCAGCUUACCACCACCAUUGUGUGAAUGUGGAGUGACUGAAGGAUCAGUUCUCAGUUUUCGGUGAAGAGCUUUGAGUUUCUAGAAAAGUUCUAUAUACAUUUUAUCCAUUAUUUUAUUGUCUUUGGAAAGGAAUAUUUUGGAUUUUCAAGCCAAUAUAGUGGCCUGUGAGUGAAUGGGCAAAGAAGAAGUUGGACAUUUUACAGCGAGUGAACAUUUUUUUAUUUUGGAUUCAGUAUGUUGCGUCAUCUACUUUCAAAAUGGUGCUGCAGGUUGUUGGUGGUAAAUCAUCAGUUAAGUCACCGGCUCAAAGGUCUUUUGGGAGGUGUCUCUGGAAUGUUCCCGUACAGACCUUCAGUCCAUGCAACACCACUUUCUUCUCCACUCCUUGUCCCUGAAAGCAGACGCAGCAUUCAAUCCAACAUGGAUGUCUCAGCUGAUGACAAAAUAGAGCGACGUGAUCGAUCGGACAGCUCGGGUUCUGAAAACCAGAGGUCAGAGAUUAGCCAGGUGCAGGUCCACGUCUCGGCCAAGGAAGAGCACGCCUCACCAGACUACAUGGACACUAAGGACGGGAAAGCUCGGAGCCGCUCUUCGUCCUCUUCUUCUUCUUCAUCUAGCAGCCAUGACGAAGAAGAGAAGAAGGCAGUGGUGAAAGUGGAGGAUUCUCCCAAGGAGCCAGAUGUUGUUCACCAUGAGGAGGCCAAACUAGAGGAGAUGAAUGGCGGGUCCAGACGCUCCUCUGCAUCUUCUGCCUCCUCCGCCUCUCCUAAGGAGGACAACGCCGAGGACGGGAUGCUGAUGGCCUACAAGCACUCGGACACCAAGGCGGAGGAGUCUGUGGACUACAGCCUGAAGACUCUAGAGAACGUCAGCCUGGACGAGAGCAGCGUCGCUCCGGCUGAACCUGCACAUCCGGAGAUCUCGCUCUUUGUCAAGGCGGGCAUCGAUGGUGAGAGCAUUGGCAACUGUCCUUUCUCGCAGCGUCUCUUCAUGAUCCUCUGGCUCAAAGGAGUCGUCUUCAACGUCACCACCGUGGACCUUAAGAGGAAGCCAGCAGAUCUGAACAACCUGGCCCCCGGCACGCACCCGCCAUUCCUUACCUACAACGGAGAGGUCAAGACAGACAUCAACAAGAUCGAGGAGUUCCUGGAGGAGAUGCUAGCACCCCCCAAGUAUCCCAAACUGGCGGCCAAGCAAAGAGAGUCCAACACGGCCGGUAAUGACAUAUUCGCCAAGUUCUCGGCCUUCAUCAAGAACACCAAAGUGGAGGCCAACGAUGCACUGGAGAAAGGUUUAACGAGGGCCCUGAGGAAGCUGGAAGACUACCUGAACAGCCCCCUGCCUGACGAGAUCGACGCAGACAGCAGGGAGGAGGAGAAGCCCUCCAGGCGAAGCUUCCUGGACGGGAAUGAGCUGACCCUGGCAGACUGCAACCUGCUGCCUAAACUGCACAUAGUCAAGGUGGUGGCUAAGAAGUACCGCAACUACGACAUUUCCUUGGACAUGACGGGCAUCUGGCGGUACCUGAAGAAUGCGGCGGCGCGCGACGAGUUCACCAACACAUGCGCGGCUGACUCAGAGAUCGAGAUGGCGUACAAAGACGUGGCUAAAAGGCUUGCCAAGUAGAUAACAACCUGGUCCCAAUUCUUUUCCACGAGUGUGUCCCCAUGGCAGAGUUUAUGUCCAAGGGUGUCCACAUGAGACACAUCAUCUUUGGUAUUUAUUUUCUAUCCCGACACAAAGCUGCCUUUCAUGCGUGUUGUAAAGCGUUGACUCACAGUGGUGUCAAGGUGGUCAGCUUUAUUUAUCCUUACGCCCACUAGUCUAGUCUGACUCCACUGUUUAUUAUUGAUCUUUGUCUGACACACUCAAACUUCAACAUGCUCCUCCUCUUCAUGCUCAUUAAACUUUACUCGUUUUGUUUCCUCA